Molecule: messenger RNA, 1383 nt
Organism: Sparassis crispa
Lineage: Eukaryota; Fungi; Basidiomycota; Agaricomycetes; Polyporales; Sparassidaceae
Exons: 7
Coding region: 1-1383 (460 amino acids)
Source: RefSeq, a predicted model, not a curated record
AUGGUCAGGAUGGGCCCUGAUAGCUUGCAGCGCCUCCCUACCAGAGGGCGUAAACCAUCAACUACCCAGACGCGCUACCCAUGGCGACACCGCACGAAACGCAAGAUCUUUUCCCGCACCCCUGCAGAAAAGGCUUUGCUGAAGGUGAAGCGGAAGGAGCACAAGGACGCAUAUCACAUCGCGCUUCGAGAAGCGAGGGAGGUGGUUCUCACCAAAGCAGAGCGCCUCCAUGAGCGCUUCGGUUCUCACAGUGUUGACUACUACUUCAAGGCCAUCAUGCAAUGCUCGCGUGAGGAGCAAGAAGCAGCUACUGAAGAUGAAGUGAAGGCUUUGGAUGAGCGCCGAAGCAUGCGCGCCCAUGCCGAGCACAAUGUCCCUCUGAGCGCAUUCAAUGAUGCGCGAAUGACUAUGGCAAAUAUUGAGCACGAGCUGGUGGCCCUUCACGAUCGUACCGGCACCGAAGUCCUCAUGUUCGCUGUGAGGUCGGAUGUCAAUCAGUACAACCAGCCUUUUAUAUUCUACAGCAACCCGCACUUAGCCCACUUUAUUGCGACGACCACUAAGUGCACUGUACAAGAGCUUGCAAUGCAUAUGGAAGGAUAUUGUAUUUCCAGAGUCGAAGGCAAGUCGUCACACGGUGUUGUCAGCAAUUACGUGCAGGAAGUGCUGGAUUUGAAGAAGAAGACAAGUGGGCUGAUCAUGCAGAAGCUCAUGAGAGGCUCUAUCUCGCGGAUGGUGUACCUCAACUUCGACACCCAAAUUACCGCAAAGUUCGGUGUAGUUAUCGAGAACUGGCCGUUGCCUAAGUUCUGCUGCCCCGGGGAUGUAGGCUCGCAUACCAAACUUGAGAUCUUGUUCGGGUCCUGGGAGUCCGGUCGCACGUGCUUCCGGUCCAUGCCUGAUGAGGAGUGGAUGCAGUGGUUGGAGCGACGGUCUCGGCAGGUGACAACAGUGGCUGGAGAUGAUCAGGAAGACACUGCAUCUUCUGAGCUCGUGGUGCAUGCUACACCGGUAGAUUCCCCGUCUAACAUCGUUUUGCCCCCAUCCACUGGUCAGAACAUGGUAGCCGCGUCCUCUGUGACUCUGCCCACCAACGACCACAGUCCUGAGACCUACGCAAACAAGCGUCCCCAGCAGGCCGAUGUCACGGACGGGGCCUCUCAGCACAAACGAGCAAAGAUGGGUGCACCGUUCACAGACUUUGUGAACGUCGUCUCCGCUCCAGAUGGUUCGGGCCUCGUGGUUCCCAAGAAAACUCGGAAGUCGCGCAGUGACAAGGGUGUGAAGAGGGGUCCUCGGGUGAAGAAGAAGACGGCAGGGGUGGUCGAGAAUGUGUCACCAUCCAUGAUGGAAGAUACAGUGCCAUCCACCAUGUGUGGAUAG